Molecule: messenger RNA, 3687 nt
Organism: Octopus sinensis (East Asian common octopus)
Lineage: Eukaryota; Metazoa; Mollusca; Cephalopoda; Octopoda; Octopodidae
Product: receptor-type guanylate cyclase gcy-4-like
Exons: 1
Coding region: 185-3667 (1160 amino acids)
Biological process (GO): cGMP biosynthetic process; intracellular signal transduction; protein phosphorylation
Molecular function (GO): ATP binding; protein kinase activity; peptide receptor activity
Source: RefSeq, a predicted model, not a curated record
UUCAUUUGCAGUAGUGAAUUCUCCACUUUUUUCUGUGAUUGGUCUAGUUCACAUAGGACACAUUGGGGAUUUCAAUACAGCUGGAACGAUUAAAAGUCCUUAUCCACAUAUAGAUACUUUUGUAAAAUUUGCUGCUGCUGACAUAAGCUGGGGCGAGAUUCCUGGAAUUUUUGAACAGUAUGGUAUGUCAAUUGCAGUUGAAUCAAUCAACACUAAUGAUGAAAUAGAAUUUACUGUUCAGCAGUACCAAAUGUAUAAAGAAACACAUCAAAAUACCGAUUCGGAAUUGAGAGGUAUCCUUCUGUCAGCAAGUUCGUUGAUUACAAAAGCCGUAGCCAGAAACUCAAUGAUAGACAACAUUCCAGUCAUUGCAUUGACUGAGAAAGAUAAUUCUUUUCUGCGAUACAAUUUAUUCAAUAAAAUUUGCUGGGGAUGGCCAGAAAUUUACAGUUUUUUUCUGAGAGCUUGUAAAGCUAGAAGAUGGCUCAAGAUAACAUCUAUCAGCUCCAGCGGAAGGACUGUUGAUAUUGAAUUCUUCAACAAAGCACAAUUAUUCGACAUUAAGAUCGCAAUGCCAGUGGUCGUCCCAGAAUUCGAUUCUUUCACCGGUACCACUUGGCAACCAGAAUUUUAUGGUGAAGCAAUGAGAUCUCUAAAGGAUGCCGGAACAAAAAUAAUUAUUUGUUUUUCCACUCGCUCUUUACCAUACAUUUUGCGUUCUGGAAUCCGAUUUGGUGUUUCUGCACUCGACGGUUAUCAGUGGCUUUUUAUAAGUGAAGAUGCUCGAUCCUUUCCUUUAAUGAACGAAGGCGUCUGUCAAUGGGAACCGAAAUGUACCUAUGCUUAUCGUGGGUCACUACUAUUUAUAGAAAAUUACAAUUUUGGAAACUUCCGGACCGAAAGAUGGCUACAUACACUCGAAAGAUUUUAUAGCAUUGACAGAACAGAGUAUUUAGGAAGUAAAGCAAUAUAUCCAAAUGAAGAACUAGCAUCUUAUUUGGCACUGGGUUAUGAUGCCAUGUGGCUGUUGGCUCAAGCAAUCAGCAAUAUAGUUUCCCGACAAAAGACCGCUUUUGGAGAUGAAAUUUCAAAUGAACUGAAAAAAAUUAAUUUGAAUGGACUGUCGGGAAAGGUGCGUCUCGAUGAGACCGGUAAAAGAUCUGACUUUAGGGGAAGUAUCAUUUUGAUUAAUCCUAUCGGCAAUGCUUCUGAUUCCGACCCUAAUUUAGUAGCUCUCCCGAUAAGACUUGUACUAUAUAAAGAGUCUGGUGAAGUAGAGGUGAAUUACCAAGCUAAAUACCCAUUGAAUAAACCUCCAUAUAAUUAUGUACUACCACCAAUGUCGCUUCCCAUGGCUGAUACGUACAAUAUUAGAAAAUAUUCUUCAAUUUCAGGAAUGAUUAGCGCGCAUGACAAUAUAUUAGCUAAAGCUCCAAACGAACCAUGGCCAUCUAUAGGCUUUCGCCGGAGGGAGAAGGUAGUAACACCUUUUAGGUGUAAACAAAACUGUGGUAAUCUUAUAUCGCAAGACGAUGUUACAGUAUUCAAUAAUGGUGUCUGCAUUGCGGAGAACGUGUGUGUAUGUAACAAAGGCUAUUUAGGAGAUGGGUGUAUGAAUGUUUCAUGCAGUUGCGUUCAUGGCGGAUGUAACACUCCAGACGUAUGUACCUGUAAAUCGGGCUGGAAAGGGCCGCGCUGUGACCAACCGGUAUGUAACACUCCUUGCUUACAUGGAAAAUGCGUGAAGCCCGAUAAAUGCCAGUGUAGAUCAUCAAUGUGGCUCGGUAAAUAUUGCUCAAUACACCUUGCAGCCAUUCUCGUUCCAGUUAUUUGUUCCCUAGUGUUGCUCAUAUGUUUUAUAUAUCUAUUGAUAAGGUAUUUAAUCAAACGCAUCCAACUCAGAACUGCACUGGCAAAUCUCGAGUGGCUCGUUAUCUGGGACGAAGCUGUUAAAAUCGAUUCUCAAGAAAAAGAUUCGAAGAACGUUUCAACUGCGACCCAUGUUAGUCGAAUGUUUAAUGAUUUGUACACGUGGAAGCGUGAGAAAUGGUUUGUGAAACGCUUCAACAGUAGAACCGUUGACCUUGAUGAUGAAGCGGUCCGACUAGAAAUGGUUGAACUGACGACUUUGAAUCACAAAAAUUUAAUCAUUUACGGUGGAGCCUGUCUCACAUAUCCAAACGUGUCUUUUUUUCUUGAGCCGGCGAAUAAAGGCAGUCUUGAAGAUAUUCUUAUCAAUGAUGCUAUACAACUUGGUUGGGAUUUCCGAUUUUCUUUUCUAAAAGACAUCUGCUGUGGAAUGGAUUUCAUUCACAGUAAAACUAAUAUCGGCUCUCAUGGACGUCUCAAAUCAUCGAAUUGUUUACUUGAUAACCGCUGGUGCAUUCGUUUGUCCGGUUUUGGCGGUCCAUCAAUUCGCUAUGGACAGUACCUUAUGGCUGGAGAAGAGAAAGAUUGGCAGUAUGAAUUAUUAAAGAUGAACGAACUUUUUUGGACGGCUCCUGAACUACUAAUAACUGUUGAGUGUCUAAAUGACGUUCAGAUGGGUACUAAAGAAGGGGAUGUCUAUUCAUUUGGAAUAAUUGCUUCUGAAAUUGCCACCAGAGACAUACCGUACGCUUAUGAACGGAUGUUCCUAUCUGUAAGCGCUAUUUUGGAUCUCAUAGUGGAGAAAGACAGUCCUCUUCUAGAAGAUGAGAGAAAAGUAUGGCAGUCAAUUGGAGGCGAUAUAUUUGUUAUUCGGCCACAACUUAAAAGCGAACAUUUGCCAGAGGGGAAAACAACUCAGAGAAAAUUUCUCAAAAUGCUUGAUGACGUAUGGAACGAUGAACCUCUGCUCAGACCUCCAUUUUCAAAGCUUCUUGUAGUGCUAGAUAAUAUUCAUCCGACAAAGGGAGAACUAAUGGACAACUUAAUUCGACUAUUGGAAUCUUAUUCCAAUAAUCUCGAACAAGUGGUGAUUGAGCGUACCCACGACCUCGAAGUAGAAAAGGCUAAAAUUGAUCAUAUUAUAAGUCAAAUGUUGCCCAAAAAAGUGGUAGAGGAAUUAAAACACGGAAAUAAAGUGGAACCAGAAGACUUCAACUGUGUCACUGUAUUUUAUAGCGAUAUAGUCGGGUUUACAACGAUCGCGAAAAACAGUCAGCCUAUGCAAGUGGUUGAUCUGUUGAACAACCUUUACAGCACAUUCGAUUCUAUACUGCACAAAUAUGACGUCUACAAAGUGGAAACUAUCGGAGAUGCUUAUGUUGUUGCAAGUGGCGUCCCCGAACGAAAUGGAAAUGCUCAUGCAGGUGAAAUUACGACAGCAGCAAUGGACUUAGUCAUAACCAUGUUGGCAAUGAAAGUACCGCAUUUACCAGACUGUAAACUUCUGUUGCGAAUCGGCGCUCACUCUGGACCAGUUGUUGCCGGAGUUGUUGGUUUAAAGAUGCCGCGCUACACCCUUUUUGGCGACACAAUGUUAAUUGCAGCCACGAUGGAAUCGACUUCAGAACCUUUGCGUAUUCAGCUUAGUGAACACACAGUAAAAAUUCUUGAUCAACUCGGAGGAUAUGAAACUGAGCUACGCGGAGAAAUGACUGUUGCUGGACGUGCUCUGACAACUUUCUGGCUGAUAAGUAAAGACGGGUACGAAGGAACCCUUCCUCAGGUUGCUAGUAAAUAAAUGCUGAACCGGUUGCGCCU